AUGGCUUUCAGAAAUCUCGACACGUACUGUGUGGCGCCGAUCACCAUGAGCAAUCUGCCGCUGCAGUCCUACGACUUCUGGGCGGUCCCUGUCGCCCGUUGGAGGGGUCUUUCGUGCCAGUACGACAACGCGAGGGCCAGGUCGGGGCUGCGGAUGAUGAGCGACGAGCAGCAGCCGUUCUUCCAGCUGGCGGUGCGGCAGGCGGAGGGCGACUACCAGAUCAAGGCUCAGCAUCCCCUGUUCUUCUACUGGACGGAGGACGCCUCGGAGCUGAUGAUGGCCUCCGAGAGGGAGUCGGUGCUUUCAUCAUGGCUGCGCUCUUGGAGGCCGCCGUGGAGGCCGAGGGGCGCUGAGCUUUUCUCUUCGACCAGCACGCGGAGGGCCGCAAGUGGUUCCUCAUCGGGAUGA
Molecule: messenger RNA, 408 nt
Organism: Prorocentrum cordatum
Lineage: Eukaryota; Dinophyceae; Prorocentrales; Prorocentraceae
Source: the annotation of a GenBank genome assembly